CAAGAAGUGGACCAGCAAUUGUAGGCAUCACUGAAAAUAGUCAUGAUCCACAGUGUCUUCUCCUGUAUUGGUGCACGGGUUCGUAUGGCAGCCUGAGGCAAGAACGCACACCGCCAGGUCCAGGGUGGCCUCGUUUUCGGCCGUCCCAUCAGCAUGACGGCAGAUCUUAGGAUCACGGAUCCCGCUCUGUACGUCUGUUGAAGACUUGAUGUCACUCACAACCUUUCUAGUUUCUGCUGCCUACCAGUUACGAUGCUCAUUGCCUGAGAGCGCAUCCUUACACCAGAUGAGGCCGAGAGCAGCCACAAGCACUACCACGAGGGGAGAAUCUGGAGCAGGUGCAGUGAAGGAACCAUGGCUUGUGAACUGCUUAGGAUCGACAGAUAUAUUUCUACUUCACUUCACCUUGCGCCAACAUAUGCUGACCAUCCUGAAGGAGUUGCGCAAAUUCUAUAAAAGUAUCAAGGUUCGCAGUCAUCCCGAUCCCCCAUGCUGUAGCAAAUCCGGUUCGAAAUCAAUCUGCUACGGUUGUCAUCUUCCUAAAACCGGAGGCUGUUAGUAUCACCAACUCGUAGUACUCGAACAGAGCUCCAUACAUAUC
This is a messenger RNA of Cucurbitaria berberidis CBS 394.84, 601 nucleotides long. RefSeq lists its product as uncharacterized. NCBI's taxonomy places the organism in Eukaryota, Fungi, Ascomycota, Dothideomycetes, Pleosporales, Cucurbitariaceae. The transcript has a single exon. The record is from RefSeq and is a predicted model, not a curated record. The coding region runs from base 209 to 559 and encodes 116 amino acids.